UGGGAGGGAGAGACGGCAGGUUCUUGCUGUUUUUUAAAAAUAAAAUAUGAUCUUAAAAAGAGGCUGUGUUCAGUGGUACUGGAAGUGAUACUUUCCUGUUCGAUGAAGUGAGUGAUCCCCUAGGGCACAGGUGUCAAACAAGUAAAGCAGAUUAAAAUGUAAUGGGGAGACAUUUAACAAAAUAAAUAAAAACACACUAAAACUAGACACCAUUACAUUUUCAAACUAAGUCAAUGGCUCCCGAUAUUUGAGUUUGACUCUACCGGUCUAGACAAUGAGCCUUUGUGAAGAAGAUCUGGGGGUCCUAACGUUUGCAUCAAAAGAGACCCAGUACAUGGGUGUCCAGUCCCCAGCCUUGGUCAAACUCUGGGCACAUAGAAUGACCCCGGGUCAAAAGGUCAUAGACCCGGAAGGGUUGGCAGGGGUCAUUUUACGGAUGAGGAGAUUGAAGACCACGUAGGCGAGGAGAUCAGAAUUAUUUUCGUUUCUUUUAAAGUAAAGCCAGGACAAAAUGAUGUAAGUGAAAACGUCAGCGGGUGCAGGCCAGCCCAGGACAAAGCCUCACCCAGUUCGCAGACUCAAGCUUCGGAAAGGAGGGCCGCAAUACCUUCUGGGGAAUGGAGUCUGGGACCAGGGUGCGCCGAGCCCUCCUGCUUCCGGACUACAUUUCCCAGAAUGCACCUCUAGUCCAUGCUGCGUUUUGGCUCACUUGGUCUUCUAGUCUGCGCAAUGUCGCAGAGCGUGAUGCAUUGUGGGAAUGAUUGUUCUGGACUGCAUGGUGGGAGGCCGCAGUCUCUGGAGCGAGACUUUACCUCCGCCUUGUCUCGCCACAGCGCCCGCUCCGUCCUCCUCUGCCCCUGAAGUGGGCGCUCGAACUGAGAGGCCUCAGUUUCCUGGAAGGUGAAGGGUGUAAAGGACAUUUCCAAUGUCCUGGAUAAGCAGGCCCCCCAGGAGGCGACUCCUGCCCUGAGAUCUUCCCCCACAGCUCGAAGGCAGUGCCGGAGGUGAAGGAGCAGCCCCUGGCACUGCCGAUGGGGCAGUGACUCCGGGCAGAGAGGCAUUGGAGUGAGGGCUGAGCAGGGAGAGCCCAGCCAGGACCAGCAACCAUGGCGGAGUGGGCUCCAGGACCGGAGGAGACAGGAGCUUGGCCUACACAUGAGGAGGGAAUGAAUUCUGGGUUCCUGACAUUGAGGAUUCAGGAAUCAGUGACCUUCAGGGACGUGGCCGUGGACUUCACCGGGGAGGAGUGGAGCUGCCUGGAUGCUGCCCAGAGGGCCCUCUACAGGGACGUGGUGUGGGAGACCUACGAGAGCCUGGUCUUUCUGGAGGGAAAAACAAGUGGAUAAAGGAUGACAUGCAUUUGGAUGGCAACCUGCAGGGCUUGUCCACCCCGUGGACAGUACAGGUGGACAAGUUCUUGGACCUGGCCUUGUGACUCAUCUUUGUCCCUGAGAAUACACAACAAAAGUGUACGCUCCAAAAAGCCUUUGUGCCACUCAUUGGGCUUUCUUCGCUGCCUGCUUCUCCAUGAAGAGAAUCGAAUUCCCAGACACUUUGCAGUCCCCAUCAGUUUCUCAUUUGCCUCCCG
Phascolarctos cinereus (koala) is the source of this 1588-nucleotide messenger RNA. The record is from RefSeq and is a predicted model, not a curated record. NCBI's taxonomy places the organism in Eukaryota, Metazoa, Chordata, Mammalia, Diprotodontia, Phascolarctidae.